This is a messenger RNA of Mercenaria mercenaria, 3364 nucleotides long. RefSeq lists its product as uncharacterized. The transcript has 5 exons. NCBI's taxonomy places the organism in Eukaryota, Metazoa, Mollusca, Bivalvia, Venerida, Veneridae. The coding region runs from base 654 to 944 and encodes 96 amino acids. The record is from RefSeq and is a predicted model, not a curated record.
AAUUAUGUAAUCACACGAAUACCUUCAGCGGACAAAAUAGAUUUAGUAGCACUUGCAUUUUGUCUUCUGCUGUAUGUCUUCUCUUCUAUAUACGUACCCCGGGCUGAUUGUAGUUCGUUUGAAACACAUUUUCAGUCACACAAGAAGUUAUGGCAAUUAGAACCACGCAUAUAUUAAACAAACGAAUAGAAUUUAAAUCUUACUUGUUAAAUUAGAUAUGAACUAAUAUUUGUUUAUUUCUUAGAUAAAGUGUAAAGAAGUGAUAAAGUAACAACAUAAAUACUAUAAUGUUAAAUGCUAUGAUGUUGGCACUACAAUGAUUAUCCGUAUGUUAUUAAAUCAUUCUUUUUAUGUUUUCAAUAUGUUGUAGCGAAUUCAACCCGAAAGGUAUUUCCGAAAGUAUGAUCUAACCAUUUAAACUGCGUAGAGUUUGUUUUAUUUACCUAGUUGACAUAACGAGAUUACUUUUAUGUUAAUUCAAUUAGUCGACCAUUAAUCUCAAAAAAUGAUAAGAUAUAAUUCACAAAAUGCCAUUCCCCAUGCAACUUGGAAGUCCUAUAUAAACAGAAAUGAAAAUAUCUGACAGUCAUUCUGUUGUUUAUUUCUGGAUUAUAAAAUCAUAACUUCAAUUUUCGUCCAUUAAGCACACAGGCAUGAGUACACCAGCACCGUCACCGUUGAUCUAUCUCUACACAAAUGACAUUCCUGUCUGGUUACAGGUGAUGUUAGGGAUCACGGCUUGUGUUGCUGCCUUACUGUUACUAACAUGCCUCCUACUUUGCUGUAUGCGGCUGUGCGGAUGUUGGACCGGGAAUAUUCUGGGUGUUGGAUCGCUCAGACGGCCUAUGGAUGACACAGACCAUCUCGGAUGCUGGUGUUGCCGGCCCCACGUUGUAUCAAGCAGAUCUCGUAUAGACGACGGACAAAUAUCAUAUAGACGCUGACCAUGAUGUACAUGGCGUUAAGACUUUCUGGAGUGAACCAAGAAUUGAAGUCUCAACUACAUGGGCAUAUACUUGCUCAUGUCUUCAUCUCAUUAAUAUAGCAGUUUCAUAGGGCUGAAAUACUAUUUUUAAAACAGUGACUCUGUAGAAUGAUAAAUUGUGAACAAGGGGCUACGAAUCCAACAUUGCCUCUCGAAGAUAAUUUAAACGAACGUUUUAAUCAACAUACACUAAUCAGACAAGUGUUUGACUGCACUUGCCUCAAUGUACAUUUUGUUUACAAUCAGUAAUUUCGUUUAAAUGAGCUAUCUGCAAGAAAUGUGCUAUACUGGCUUCUUUUCUGUAUCGUCGUUAGUAAUAGAUGCACUCCUACUCAUACUUCAUGUAUUGUAAUAUAUUUUGUACCAUGUUGUUAAUAGACAUUUAUUUUUGUAAAUAAAUUUUUGACACCAAACACAAGUUACUAGCCAGUUACUUUGGUUACGGCAGUUCAUACUACGUAACCCAGGGUGUAUUUUGCAUUAAAAAGCAAAAGCAGUUCUAAUGUUCCCUUAUGGGAAAGUAGAUUUGUAUAUAUAGAUUUUCAUGGAUGUUAUAACAUGAACUAGAUAAUUGUCAGUUGUUUUUUUUCCAAUGCAUUAACUCUGGAUAAAUUUCAGGAACUUCUGUUUUGUUUUCGUUUCAUGGGUUUAACAUUAGAACAACACAAUUAUAUGCCAUACGGUGACUUUCCAACUCUUCAAGGUGGAGACCAGACAUGCUCCUCAAAGCAUUUUUUUCAGGCAUAGGCAUGUACCUGGAUAGAACCACGGACCUUCCGUACAAGCCAGCUGGACAGCUUCGUCACAUGGAAGAAUUAAAGUGUUAAAGUAAUGAUUUGUGGUCAACAUUGUACAAAGAAACAUAUUCUGAACUUGAUGAAUGGGGCUAUGUAUACUUUAUGUAUAGAAAUCAAAGGGCCAUAACUCAUUCAACUGUAAAACAGUUCUACUGAUCAUUCGUAUGAAGUGUCAUUGAAAUACUAUCAGUAGUAUAGAAGAGACAUUUCAUUCAAAAGGUCAUAGCUCUAUAAAAAUUAACUGAGACAUGCAAAAAAACAACUGGGCUAAAUAGCAAUUAUUUCUGUGAAAUUUCAUUGAAAUUCUGCAAACUUGCUGUAAGAGAUGAAGUCUGGACAAGACUAUGUACAUAUGACCUCAUGUAUAACAAGGCCCCCGCAAGGAAACAUCAGUGCCCGACUAUUUCAUAGCUCGAUAGUGAAAUAGGGUAUUUCAGAAGAAACUCCAUCAAUCAAUGGAAUCUCUUAAUUUUAGACAUCAGUUUAGGUGUUAAGUCAAAUACAGGUAGUAAUAAUUUUGGUAAAACUAGAAUAGGCAUAAUUCAUAUAUUUCUGUUAGAGUAAUGUACCUUGUGUCAUAAGAUGUGGAGCACUUACCAGUACUUUAAAUCAUAUCAAUACAAGAUUGAAAGUACAUCAAAUUGAAAAAAAAAUAAAAGGGGGCAUAAUUAAUGACAUAAUGGUGCCAGAGCUAUACCCUUUGCAUGAUGAUGUGGAGCAAAUAUGUUAAGUUUGCAUCAUACCAAGAAUAGAGUGGAAAUGCAUAAAAACUUCAACCUAAAAAAUCAAAAGUUAAAAAUAGAGGGAAUAAUUCAUGAAAUAUUUGUGUGAGAAUUAUGGACCUUUCGCCAAAUUAUGUGGGUGACGAGGUGGACUAUUAUUGAUAUGGGCGAUGAUGAAGAGAAACCAUUUAAUGUUUAAAGCAAAUCCAUCAAUUAAUAACAAAGAUUAAGUGAAAGUGCAUCAGACAUUUAGCUAUGGACACAGACAAGGAUGCCAUGGUGAUUAGGCCAGUUCUCCAUAUACUUCGUAUUGUUGAGUUAAACAUCAAAGGGUCAUAACUGUGAUUAUUCCUAUAAAGUUUUAAUGGAAUCUCAAUGAUAGUAUACAGAGGAGCCAGGCCAAAUUUUGUUCAAAAGUAACCUUUAAGGAGUUAGGACUCUUAUUCAUCACACCUAUAUAGUUUCAUUGACAUCCAGUCAGGCAUUGGAGAUGUAGACCAGAUAAGAAACUCUACAUACCGUUAGGCUUUAUGUAUAAUCACCAAAGGCCAAAUCUCAAUGAACAACCAUUGGCUUGCAACUAAUUCAUACAAAGUAUCAUUCAAAUCCAAUCAAGAGAAUAUAAGUAUUUUGUAUAUGAAGAACAGCUGACAGACAGAUGCAAAAAUAUUAAGUACCAAUGAAGUGGGAAAACGUAAUUAAACGGGCUAUCGUUUCCAAUACACAGAAAACAAGUCAGAAUGACAACCUGGCUACAUAUAUGGAAAUUUGACUAGUAACUACUGAACUAUUUUCCUUUCUUGAUAACAUAGUCCUUGUACAGACAGGAUGGUCAAUAAUGUAAUGAUGUAUAUAACUUA